AGAAGAAAACUAUUCUCUCUCUGUCUCUUAGUUUCUGAAAUCUUGACUUCUGCUUUUGAGUUCAUUCAGAUUGUUUAUAGCCGGAAGGAUUUGAUAUCUUCUGAUGUCUUAUGAGAUCGAUCAGAAAGAGGUGGAAGACAACUACUCGGCAUCUCAGCCCCCACCAUUCGGAUCACUGGACCCCACAGAACAGAACCCCGCCGGCAGCGGCGGCGGAGGCAUCGAAAUGGUGGACUACAUGCUGAACACUUCCCCAGCUCCUCCGCCGCCGCACCUUAGCUUCGCCGAAGUAAUGCAAUUCGCCGACUAUCGGCCAAAACUCCUCCAAGCGCCGCCCCCGCAGCCCCAAAUCUCCGGCGACGUCGUCGAUGUAGACACCUGCUUCUUCAAGUUUCCAUCUUUGCCUUCUCCAUCUCCUCUGCCGUACGAUGAAAUCGAUGGCGGCGAAGAUCAGGAUCUGGAGGAGGAGGAGGCUCACCGGCUUUCUAAUCAGAAUGCGGCGGGGACGGCGGCGAUGGCAGCGGCGGCGGGGGGCCGUUUUUUUGUUCCGAGGUGGCGGAGAACAGGGGAAGAGUGGUAG
Phalaenopsis equestris is the source of this 580-nucleotide messenger RNA. RefSeq lists its product as uncharacterized. Lineage: Eukaryota; Viridiplantae; Streptophyta; Magnoliopsida; Asparagales; Orchidaceae. The record is from RefSeq and is a predicted model, not a curated record. The coding region runs from base 104 to 580 and encodes 158 amino acids. The transcript has 2 exons.